Molecule: messenger RNA, 2163 nt
Organism: Alternaria conjuncta
Lineage: Eukaryota; Fungi; Ascomycota; Dothideomycetes; Pleosporales; Pleosporaceae
Exons: 5
Coding region: 1-2163 (720 amino acids)
Biological process (GO): base-excision repair, AP site formation
Molecular function (GO): acyltransferase activity; mismatch base pair DNA N-glycosylase activity
Source: RefSeq, a predicted model, not a curated record
AUGUCACGCAGUAGCAAGAACGAUGCUAUAUACAUCAUUGGCCUGGGCCAUGAGUACCCGCCCCAUUCGGUAAGACAGGAGCAGUUUGAGGACUUCUUGCAGCGCUUGUGCCCCGAUGAAGUAACUUCACCAGCUAUCCAGAAGCUCAUCCAGUUCAACAAGAAAACCAAGAUCGUCUCCCGCCCAACUAUCCUCGACUACACAGGAUGGACCAAAGAGAACACUGCACCGCCGGAUGCCGACUCCAUCUCCCGAAUGUUCCGGACAGAAGGUGUGCAGCUCACCACCUUGGCCUGCAAAGAGGCUAUGCGAGAAGCUUGCCUUGAGCCCAGCGACAUAACGCACACGGUAGCAGUGACUUGCACUGAUCAGAGCAACCCCGGUUAUGAUCUCUUUGUAUGCCAGGAGCUUGGGCUUGGUCCAAACGUGCAACGAGUGCUACUUCAUGGCGUGGGAUGCGCAGGCGGUCUAUCAGCGCUGCGUGCAGCUGCUAGCAUCGCCGCUGCUGCAUCACAAAGAGGACGGCACGCCCGCGUCCUGGUGAUGGCGUGUGAGAUAUGCAGUCUCUCUAUUCAGGCAGAGGUCCAAGCGGCCUGUGAAGACGGCAAGCUACACGUAGCUCCAGCGCUAUUCUCCGAUGGCGCAGCGGCGCUAGCAGUAUGCAACGGUCUUGCGCUGGAAGACAAGCAAAAGCCAGUGUUCGAGCUGAAAGAUUGGGACAGUGUAGUUGUGCCGGGUACUUCGAGCUAUAUCUCGUACGAUAUCGAGAAGCAUGGCACAGCCAUCGACGCCAUAUUGCCCUUGUUCGAUCGACUGCGUACCACCCUCGAUACUACUCACGCCUCUGCAUCCGUGACUCGCAGUCCGGCUUCGAACUUCGAUUGGGCUAUUCAUCCUGGCGGUGCGACCAUCCUACAUGGGGCCAAGCAAGCUCUGCAACUCAACGACGACCACAUCCGAGCCUCGCUCGACGUGUAUCAUAACUAUGGGAACUCAUCCAGCCCAACCGUGCUCAUCGUGUUGGACAAACUUCGCCGAAAUGGGGAAGGCAGAGAGAACAUUGUUGCGACCAGUUUUGGACCGGGGGUUUUAGUUGAAAUCACCAUCAUCUCCAUCUGGCGCACAUACGAAGAUGUAUACUCUAUGGCUAUCUCUACACUCACGGCUGUCAAAGAGGUGGACCCAGAUACAGCCAAGGGCCGGGAAAGGUAUCAAGAGAAGGACGAGCGGCGAUACAGCGAGCAAGCUGAAGCGGUUCCACCAGUUCUGAGUGAUGAUGAUGUCAAAGAACCCGAUGAUCAGCUGGCGACACCAUCAUCUGCAUCCUUCCAAGACCGACUGAAGAAGUUCCAAUACACCGAAACGCGGACGGAGCAACGUACCGGACCACCAUUCGAAUCGCCGUUAAAGUCUAGCAAGCGCACUAGGACUGCUGUGAGCGCGGCUGUAAAGAUCCCACCGGAACCUUCCCCACGACCGAAGAAGAAGAGGAAACCCAGCAAAUAUGCUGACCCAUCCAAAUACGCGCAUCUAUCGCCGCUGGUCGACAUACUAGAGCCUAAUCUGAUUUGUGUCUUCGUUGGCACGAAUCCAGGUGUUCAGACGGCUGCUGCAGGGCAUGCUUAUGCGCAUCCCUCGAAUCUAUUCUGGAAGCUGCUCCACUCCUCAGGACUUACCGACCGUCGACUGAAGCCUGAGGAAGAUCGGAGUCUUCCCGCUCUGUGUUGUAUGGGUAAUACCAACAUUGUCGAGAGACCCUCCAAAGACGCUGCCGAGCUCUCGAAAGAGGAGACUGCGGCCGGUACGGCACAACUGGAUGCCAAGUUCCUCAAAUACAAGCCAGAGGCUGUGUGCAUAGUAGGCAAGGGGAUCUGGGAAGCCAUCUGGCGGUAUCGCUAUGGCAAGACCAUGGGCAAGAAAGAUUUCAAGUAUGGGUGGCAGGAUGAGGAGCACAACAUGGGCAAAAGCGAGGAUGGCCAGGAAGAGCAGGAUGCUGAUGGCAAUGUAUGGAAUGGGUCCAGGGUCUUUGUUACUACGAGUACGAGCGGUCUAGCGGCAAGUCUGAAGCCGGCCGAGAAAGAGGCUAUCUGGAAACCCUUCGGCGAGUGGGUGCAGAAGCGAAGAGCCGAACGGGGCUUUGUGCCUCGGCCAGCGGAAGCAUAG